AUGUCCGACCAAAGAUCCCACUGCCACCCUCGAGAAUACCUCCACCAAACCCUCACCACCAAGCAUGGCGACCUCAUACUUCUUCUCUGCUACCUCAUCACCGGGCUUCUCGACAGCUCCUCCAUCCUCCUUUGGGGUUCCUUCGUGAGCAUGCAAACCGGCAACACCGUAUACCUAGGUCUCGGGCUAGCGGGCGCUGAAUCCCAACGAUGGGUCAAAUCCGGACUGUCCAUCGCCAGUUUCUGCAUCGGAUCGCUGGUCUUUGGGUGGUUCUAUCGCUUCUUCUCACCGAGGAAGAGAUGGGUGUUGUGUGUUUCGUUCGCCGUGCAGAUGGUCUGCAUUAUCGUUGCUGCGGUGAUUGUCACGCUCCGUCCGACGCAGGAUAACACGGAUAAGGAUAUUUCGUUCUUGCCACUGGCUCUGGUUGCAUUUCAGAGUAGCGGACAGGCAGUGAGCAGUGGCGUGCUGGGUUUCAAGGGACUGCCUAGUGUGGUGUUGACGAGUAUAUUCUGCGAGUUCAUGGCGAGUCCGCUGUUUCUGACGCGGAAGAUGUGGUCGAGCUUUGAGGAGAGACGGCGACUGGCCGCUAUCUUGUCUUUGACGAUUGGGACGGUGGCUGGGGGAUUAUGGGCGCGCAGUCCAGCUGGAGUGGCAGGGGCAUUGUGGACGGCGGCGAUAAUAAAGGGGGGGAUAAUAGUUGCGUGGAUGGGAUGGAGGGAGGAGAGGAUUACUCUUUAG
Aspergillus wentii DTO 134E9 is the source of this 738-nucleotide messenger RNA. RefSeq names its product YoaK family protein. Bases 1 to 738 code for a protein of 245 amino acids. Lineage: Eukaryota; Fungi; Ascomycota; Eurotiomycetes; Eurotiales; Aspergillaceae. The record is from RefSeq and is a predicted model, not a curated record. The transcript has a single exon.